Molecule: messenger RNA, 489 nt
Organism: Nematocida ausubeli
Lineage: Eukaryota; Fungi; Microsporidia
Exons: 1
Coding region: 1-489 (162 amino acids)
Source: RefSeq, a predicted model, not a curated record
AUGAAUAGCAUAUUUAUAGCCAUUGUUGUUUGCAUAGUGGCCUUACUUGCAGCUGUGCUGGCCUUUAGACAGCCGCCAAAGAAAAGAAGGCAAAUUGUUAUAAUUGGAAAGAAGGGCACAGGAAAGACCCGGCUAUUUUUAGCUCUUUCCAAUAAAAACAAGGAGGGCAUUCGGACGAUUCCAUCUGUCGAUCCGUCUAAGGAAUUAUUAGGGCGCGCUGCGGUGCUUGUGGACCUUCCAGGGGCAGACUCCUUUGAGAGUCUCAAAGACACAUGGACUCUUUCCAGCAGAGACCUCAUUAUAUACAUGCUCAACAAAAAAGAAGAUGAAAACCCAAAGGGUGUUGAUGCAUCCAUACCCAUUUACAAAAUAUACACGGGAAAGGAUGAGCCGUGGUCUCAUGCAAUUAAAUGCAUGUGCAUGGAGGGUCUACUAAAAGCAGACCUAGGAUCUUCAGAGAUACAAAGUGUUCUGUCUAAAAUACUAUAA